AUGGUGGGGAAAGUGGGUAUUAGAAAGGGGAGCAUCCGACCAAGGAGGGCUAUCUGGCGAAGUCCCCUACUCGGCCUCAUUCUGAAGAGCUCUGGUGAUCUGUGCCACCUCGAGGUGAAGAAGCUGGGCUCUCGUACCCCCAGAACAGUCGGCAGUCAGUGGCUGUUGACCUGUGGGGUAGAGGAACGGUGUAUGUCUGCUCCCAGCCCCCGGAAGCCCCCUAAGAAAAUGGUCUCUCAGCAGCAGUUCUCUGAAGGCGACAGCAGCAGACUAUUAGCAACAAAGCACACAAAAGCUGGAGAAAGGUGCAAAGCUGGUGAGAGGUCACCCCUGGUGUCCCUUCCAUCGGAAGUCGAGGUUGCAGUGAUCAUUGCUAUUACAAUUAUUUAUUGCAAAGAAGACUGUAAUGAUUUUGUCAUUCGAAAUAACUAUACGGUGAACAUUUCUAGACCCAAAAACUGGAAUCUGAUCAGCCUCUGGGGCAGAGGUGACACACUUCCUUCGAAGAGCCAAGUAGUGAAUGUUUGUGGUUUUGCUGGUCAUCUGAUCUCUUUUGCAGCUGGGCAGCUCUGUUCUGCUGAUUGUAGGAGCUUGAACACAGCCACAGACAGAUCAGAGAGGGUGGCCAGGUCGCAUCCAGGAGCGUGCAGACCCCUGCUCCAGGUCCACCCUAGGAGCUUGAACACAGCCACAGACAGAUCAGAGAGGGUGGCCAGGUCGCAUCCAGGAGCGUGCAGACCCCUGCUCCAGGUCCACCCUAGGAGCUUGAACACAGCCACAGACAGAUCAGAGAGGGUGGCCAGGUCGCAUCCAGGAGCGUGCAGACCCCUGCUCCAGGUCCACCGUAGGAGCUUGAACACAGCCACAGACAGAUCAGAGAGGGUGGCCAGGUCGCAUCCAGGAGCGUGCAGACCCCUGCUCCAGGUCCACCCUAGGAGCUUGAACACAGCCACAGACAGAUCAGAGAGGGUGGCCAGGUCGCAUCCAGGAGCGUGCAGACCCCUGCUCCAGGUCCACCGUAGGAGCUUGAACACAGCCACAGACAGAUCAGAGAGGGUGGCCAGGUCGCAUCCAGGAGCGUGCAGACCCCUGCUCCAGGUCCACCCUAGGAGCUUGAACACAGCCACAGACAGAUCAGAGAGGGUGGCCAGGUCGCAUCCAGGAGCGUGCAGACCCCUGCUCCAGGUCCACCCUAGGAGCUUGAACACAGCCACAGACAGAUCAGAGAGGGUGGCCAGGUCGCAUCCAGGAGCGUGCAGACCCCUGUUCCAGGUCCACCGUAGGAGCUUGAACACAGCCACAGACAGAUCAGAGAGGGUGGCCAGGUCGCAUCCAGGAGCGUGCAGACCCCUGCUCCAGGUCCACCGUAGGAGCUUGAACACAGCCACAGACAGAUCAGAGAGGGUGGCCAGGUCGCAUCCAGGAGCGUGCAGACCCCUGCUCCAGGUCCACCCUAGGAGCUUGAACACAGCCACAGACAGAUCAGAGAGGGUGGCCAGGUCGCAUCCAGGAGCGUGCAGACCCCUGCUCCAGGUCCACCCUAGGAGCUUGAACACAGCCACAGACAGAUCAGAGAGGGUGGCCAGGUCGCAUCCAGGAGCGUGCAGACCCCUGUUCCAGGUCCACCGUAGGAGCUUGAACACAGCCACAGACAGAUCAGAGAGGGUGGCCAGGUUGCAUCCAGGAGCGUGCAGACCCCUGUUCCAGGUCCACCCUAGGAGCUUGAACACAGCCACAGACAGAUCAGAGAGGGUGGCCAGGUCGCAUCCAGGAGCGUGCAGACCCCUGCUCCAGGUCCACCGUAGGAGCUUGAACACAGCCACAGACAGAUCAGAGAGGGUGGCCAGGUCGCAUCCAGGAGCGUGCAGACCCCUGCUCCAGGUCCACCCUAGGAGCUUGAACACAGCCACAGACAGAUCAGAGAGGGUGGCCAGGUCGCAUCCAGGAGCGUGCAGACCCCUGCUCCAGGUCCACCGUAGGAGCUUGAACACAGCCACAGACAGAUCAGAGAGGGUGGCCAGGUCGCAUCCAGGAGCGUGCAGACCCCUGCUCCAGGUCCACCGAUUUAUAGGAAGUGCAGAAGAUGGCACCGCGUGAAUGCAGCUAACAAAAUCUAGACUGGGAAACUCGAUAGGACAAAUAACCUGGCUCUUCAAUCACAAACCUCCAAGGAAAAAGUUAAAAAUAAAGUAACUAGAGGAAGAUUUUUUUUAAAGACAAGGGACAUACCCCUUGCAUUGU
Molecule: messenger RNA, 2241 nt
Organism: Molossus molossus (Pallas's mastiff bat)
Lineage: Eukaryota; Metazoa; Chordata; Mammalia; Chiroptera; Molossidae
Exons: 3
Coding region: 1-2097 (698 amino acids)
Source: RefSeq, a predicted model, not a curated record